UCUGUCUUAACUGCAGCAGCACUAUCUGCUCCGUACUCUCUAAUCUCAACAUGGCCAACCACUAUUACAACCCACACAUGGGCAACAACUACAACCCACACAUGACCAGCAACUAUGGAUAUGGCAUUCAGAAUAACAGAGAGCUGAGGAUAGUGAUGGUGGGGAAGACUGGAAUUGGGAAGAGUGCCACUGGAAACACCAUCCUGGGACGACAGUACUUUGAAUCAAAGUUCAGUGCGAGGUCUAUGACUGUUGACUGCUCCAAGGGCAAAGCUGUGGUGGACGGGCAACAGGUUGCUGUUAUCGACACCCCCGGUCUGUUUGACACCAGGUUCGGCAUGGACAAAACAACUAAAGAUGUAUGCCAGUGCAUCUCUUACGCUGCUCCUGGACCCCACGUGUUCCUGGUGGUCAUCAGGCUGGGCCGAUACACUGAGGAGGAAAAGCAGACGGUGCAGAGGAUUCAAGAAAUCUUCGGCCAGGCUGCAGACAGAUACAGCAUGGUUCUCUUUACUCAUGGUGACUCUCUUGAAGCCCCGAUUGAGGCCUUCUUGGCUGAAAGCCCUGACCUGCAAGAACUUGUGGCCAGAUGUAAUGGCCAGUACCAUGUCUUCAAUAAUAAGACAAACGACCGUUCUCAGGUCACUGAGCUGCUCCAGAAGAUCAGAAAUUUAACCCAGCGGAACGGAGGCAGCCACUACACCAAUGAGAUGUUCCAAGAGGCUGAGAGGAAAAUCGAAGAGGAGAAACAACGCAUCCUGAAAGAGAAAGAAGAGCAGAUACGCAGAGAAAGAGAGGAAAUAGAGAGGACAAUGAGGGCGCAAUAUGAGGAACAGAUGAGGAGAAUGAAUGAGCAAAUCCAGGCUGAUAGGGAGAGAGAGAGAAUACAGAGAGAUGAGGAGAGGAGGAGGGAUAGGGAGGAGAUGAAUGAGGAGAGAAGGAGGGAGAGGGAGGAGAGAGCAGCAGAGAGACAGAGAGAAAGAGAGGAGAAAGAAAGGCAGAUGGAAGACAUGAUGGCGAAAAUGAGGGAGGAGCAUGAGAAACAGCUGAGCAAGGCAAGAAAGGAGGUGCAGGCCAGGUAUGAAAAUGAGGCCAGAGAUGAAGCUGAGGAUGGAAAUCCAUUACAUCUCAUAGUGAAAGCUGGUAAACUGGUAGUUGCUGGAAUUACAGAAUUUGGAAAGGCGCUUGGGAAGUUGUUCAGAUUUUGAGUGGUUCAGGCAGUUUAACUAGAGAGGAGCACUCCAGAAAAAAAUUUCAUCUACAGAACCAUAAUCACAAUUUUCCUUUUUCAUUACCUGAGUCAGUUGUCAUAAAGUUGAUAUUAUGUGUCUAAGUAGAGCUGUUCAUCAUAUCAUACUCUUAUGUUGUCAUCUAGGGUUCUUUUUGCAUGCUUUUUUUUAUAUAUAUAACCUAAACAGCCAAGGAGCUAUUCAGUGUUUUACUUAGUAUUUCACAGUGUAAAAUGUUUGCAUAUCAUUAACAUUUUAAAGAUAAUUUCAUACUUGAAGCUAUGCUUUGCAUCAAACAGUCUUUUUUUGUGCACAGACUAAAGGUCCUGACAUCAUUGCAUCUCACUGGAAUUGUAACUCAUAUGAUUUCAUGUGACAAAUAAAUUGACUGAUCCUUUUGUUGUGUUCGUGUGCCAAACCGAACAAGAAAUAAAGUUGUGAUAUUAAGACCAAA
Messenger RNA from Epinephelus lanceolatus (giant grouper), 1683 nucleotides. The record is from RefSeq and is a predicted model, not a curated record. NCBI's taxonomy places the organism in Eukaryota, Metazoa, Chordata, Actinopteri, Perciformes, Serranidae.